AUGCUCGUGCUCAUGGUGAGCUUGGCUGUGUUAGCAGCCUCUUUGGUAACCGGAGAUAUAAUGAAGAAUUUGACUACUGUAACUUGGGCACAUGCAGUCAACAAUAAGACCUAUCUGGAGGCAGUUUUAGCCAGCGAUAUCUCCAUGCUUGAAGCAGAUAUAGUCAUAGGCCAUGUGAUCGGUAAGGAUGGUCCUCCGAUACCAAUCAUGGCGCACCCACCAGCCACAACCUCCGAUAUCUCACUUGGCGACUUUCUGACCGCUGUAUUGCAGAGCAACAAUGGCAACCCUAAACAGAAAGGUGUAAAGUUGGACUUCAAGAGCAUUGAGGCGUUUGAAAAGUCGCAGGAGCAGAUCGCACAGUUUAGUAAACCUGAGGUAACGUUCCCGUUAUGGCUCAACGCUGACAUCCUUCCGGGGCCGGUGAACGCGACAUCAAUCCCCGUGGACCCACUGAAGUUCAUUGCUCUGGGGGCGAAGCACCCGCGCGCAGUGCUCUCCUUGGGCUGGACAACCAACUACGGCGGGAACAUCACCUUGGGCGAGUACAGCCGGGAGCAGAUCGGAACGAUGCUUCGACUCGUGAACGAACGAGUCAAUCAGACAGUCACUUUUCCUGUCCGCGCCGGCUUAGCGUCCAACAGUCAACCGGUACUUCUAGAUCUUCUCCGGGAAACUGCAUCUUUGAACUCCACGAUAACAGUGUGGUCAAGCGAAGGCGACGCUGUUGAAGUGGACCGUCUCCGAGCCUUGAUCCUCACCGUUGGACUAGAGAAGACUUACCUGGACAUACCGCAUGACCUAGCGGCUAAGCUACACCUGCCAACUGAUACUAACCUGAAUUAUUAA
Molecule: messenger RNA, 849 nt
Organism: Parnassius apollo (apollo)
Lineage: Eukaryota; Metazoa; Arthropoda; Insecta; Lepidoptera; Papilionidae
Source: the annotation of a GenBank genome assembly